CUUUACUUCAGUAAGGUCAACUAUAAUGGCCUAAUCUAUAUUAACCAGCUAAUCUAUCCAGACUGUACAUAUAUACCAUCCCUAAUAAUGGACCUAACACCCUUUCUCACCUCCAUUGGCCACGAAAUCGACGAUGUCGAAGAGGAAUCCUUCCUCCUCUUCACCCAAGACAUCCCCUCUGGAAAUCUGGGCUUCAUCGACUCCCGCGCUGCAUCCAUCGAUGCGACGAUCCACGGACAAGAUUACUCAAUUCAUCAAUCGCCUACAGUUCUUUCUUCGUCGCGAGCUGGGGGGACAACGGGUGCUGUCCUCUGGAAAAUAACCCCCCUCUUCGCACAAUGGAUCUCAGCCCAACAGUCUAACCCGCUAUGGACUCACUCCCUGCUAUCAUCAACCUCCACCGUCGUCGAACUAGGCUGUGGCAUCUCACCCUUGACAGCGCUGGCUCUAUCCCCGCUCGUCUCGCAGUUUAUCGCAACAGACCAGGAAUACGUUCAGAAGCUGUUUCGGUAUAAUCUUGACGCAAAUGCAGGGGCUUCGGCUUCGGUGUCUUUGUCUAAGGGGAAGAAAGGGCGAGGGUCAGCGUCAGCGUCAGCGUCGAAGAAAAAGGGACAGAAAAAGGGAGGAGAUGCUACGCCUACUUCUGUCUCUGGGUCAGAGGCAAACUCGAACUCGAACAUCACCUUCACAUCGUUAGAUUGGGAAUUAGACGCCCCGUCUACAUUGAAAGAUGCACUUACAUCUUCACAAACGCCAGAUGACGAUCACGAAGAAGAAGAAGAUAAAGGCUUCGACCUCAUCAUCUCCUGCGACUGCAUCUACAACGACGCCCUAGUAGCCCCCUUUGUGCGCACCUGCGCGGACAUCUGUCGUCUGCGGCCCGCAUACAACCCCUCAUCCUCAUCCUCAUCCUCAUCCUCACGCAGUAAACGGAAUCCAACAAUCUGCAUAAUCGCCCAGCAGCAACGCGCACCAGACGUGUUCGAGGAAUGGCUGCAGGAGACGAUGAGGGUAUUUCGGGUGUGGAGGGUGAGCGAUGAGGUGUUGGGGGAGGGGUUGAAGUCAGGGACGGGAUAUCUGGUGCAUUUGCUUAUGCUGAAGGAGUAAUGUACAUACUACUACUCCGUAUGUAAUGUGUAAAUGUGGUGCGGCCAGUGAACUAGUCAGGCUAUGGGACGUGAUAGGGGGAUACAUUAUCUAUUGUAAUUAUUGCAUUAUUGAAUAGACUACCUUCUGCAGUACACUACAUGAGGACGGG
This is a messenger RNA of Aspergillus wentii DTO 134E9, 1258 nucleotides long. RefSeq names its product S-adenosylmethionine-dependent methyltransferase. The record is from RefSeq and is a predicted model, not a curated record. The transcript is spliced from 3 exons. The coding region runs from base 88 to 1107 and encodes 339 amino acids. Lineage: Eukaryota; Fungi; Ascomycota; Eurotiomycetes; Eurotiales; Aspergillaceae.